This is a messenger RNA of Podospora pseudocomata, 2247 nucleotides long. RefSeq lists its product as uncharacterized. Bases 1 to 2247 code for a protein of 748 amino acids. The transcript has a single exon. The record is from RefSeq and is a predicted model, not a curated record. Gene Ontology annotation, molecular function: protein binding. Lineage: Eukaryota; Fungi; Ascomycota; Sordariomycetes; Sordariales; Podosporaceae.
AUGCUACCAGACAGCCCAUCUUCCGAGCCAAGGUCUCCUGUCAGCGACAAGAGUUCCAACACCAGCGGUUCAGUCUCGGACGAGUCUCUGCCCAAAUCGCCAUCUUCCCCCAUCCGCCAACGCUUGAGGCAACUGAGACGGUCGAACGCCAACAAGCAAGCUGCGACCAUGUCGCCAAAGUCUCAGUUGGGUAAUCGAUUCCCUGGCGAGUUCGAAGCUACCGAUAUAUACCUCCAGUCCAACGGUAAUCAUCCACCACCGAAGCCCAUUGUGGCGGAUCAAAGGAGCGACCAGGAAGAAAUGGCCUCGCUGAUUCGCAAGAGGGCUGACAUCAACCAUCCGCACAAAGGAACCGGAAGAACGCCUCUUUCCGUCGCCUGUCACUGCGGUCACAACGAUAUUGUCGAGUUGUUGAUUGCAGAGGGUGCCAACGUACAGUCCAAGGACAAGUGGAAGCUUUCCCCGUUCCAUCUGGCAGCUUCCAAUGAUCAUUGCCAAGUCAUAGCGACCCUCCUAGACCGAGAGGCAGGCAUCAAUGCCCGUGGUCCCCAUGGAAAAACACCUUCGAGGAUCGCGUGUGACCAUGGGCAGCUGGAUGCCAUCCGCAUCCUGGUAAAGCAGCGCGCCAUGAUCGACACCCGUGACGAGGAACAGAAAACACCACUUCAUGUAGCCAGUGAGGCGGGCGAUGAUGAGAUUGUCAAACUUCUCCUUCAACUUGGAGCCAACAGGAAUGCAAAGGACUCACAUAUGAGAACCCCACUCCAUGCUGCUUGCAUCUCUGGCCAUGUCGCUGUGGUUGAGACCCUCACUAAUGCCAAAGUAGAUCUCGAGGCCCAGGAAGAAGAGAGCCUAACCCCACUUGCAGCGGCUGCGAGAGCCGGGCUCACAGCCGUUGUGGAUUUGCUUCUUCGGCACAAGGCAUCUCCCAGGACUCGCAGUGCUGGCAACUUUACGGCGUUGCACUGGGCUAGCUACAACAGUCACGAAGAGGCCGUCGGCCUUCUGAUUGCGAACAAGAGGACCGAGUUAGAUGCUCGUAGCAUCAACGGCCGCUCCCCACUUCAUGUGGCCGCCAUGUGUAGGAGCUUUGGGGUCAUUGAGAAGCUGGUUAGGGCAGGGGUAUCGCUCGAAGCCGAGUGCCUUGAGCGCAACCGACCACUGCACUAUGCAUGUCAGUAUGCAACUCACAGUGAAAUAUCGCUCCUCUUGAACGCGGGAGCAAGUUGCAAUUUGCAGAACAUGGCAGGCGAAACACCACUGCAAGUUGCUGUCCGCGCGGGAAACCUCAGGGCAGUGAAGACUCUGCUGGCUCGUGGUGCAAGACUCGACUCUUUGGACAAGAAGGCGACCAGACCUCUCAUUAUCGCAUGCCAAAAGGGACAUGCAGAGAUUGCGAGUUAUCUACUCACCCGUGGCGCCAGGGUCAAGGGAACAACGGAUACACCGAUGUGUUUGGCAGCGAGUGGUGGUCAUGUCCAAGUGAUACAGGCGCUGCUCCAACACGGAGGGACUGUACAUGAGCUUGAUGCACAAGGCUGGGAUCCCCUGAGGCGAGCGGCUUUCGAAGGCCAUUCCCAGGCUGUUGCAAGCUUGCUUGGGCACGGAGCGCGAGCUACGAAUCUCGGCGCUCUGUCCAGCUUCUCCUUUGCUUCAACUACCACAACUGAGCAGCGUCAGCGCAUCUUGGAUCUUCUCACCACAGCCGUUGACGCAGAAAAUGCCAAGCAUCAGCGUGUGGCAUAUCUGACUGAACUGGCAUGCUCGCUCAAUGACGGCCAGGACAACCUGACAGAACUGCCUGACACGCGGAUAAUCAUGCGCCAGGAGGACGCAGGUGCAAAGGAAGGGUUGGAUGCAACAGAUAUACCUCCAUCGUCGCCAGUGAGGCCACCACCCUCCCCCUCGAGACCACCACUCGCAUUCCCGCAGAUCCCUCAAGCCACAGGCGAGGAAUCCGACCACGAGGCUACACGACCGGCGCCAUACACCCAGCCAGCGCCAUGGCCUCUUCUUGAUCUACCAACCCAACAGCCAAAAACACCGAUUUUGCAACGAAUCCUCCCGCACAAAUCGCCUUCCAUUUCCAGGGAGGUGAGAACACCACCAUAUCUGAGUUGGUACGCCCCUGCCACCAUCCCACCCCCGAAACAGCAAAAGUAUGCGUCCCAAGCUGCUGCCGCAAGGUUAGAAGCACUGUACCAGGCCAGGACAGGAACAGAGGAGAAUCGAGCAGAGUUGGAAUAA